This is a messenger RNA of Rosa rugosa (rugosa rose), 1706 nucleotides long. RefSeq lists its product as uncharacterized. Lineage: Eukaryota; Viridiplantae; Streptophyta; Magnoliopsida; Rosales; Rosaceae. Bases 321 to 1706 code for a protein of 461 amino acids. The record is from RefSeq and is a predicted model, not a curated record. The transcript has 3 exons.
AAACUGAAGCAGCACCAAAGAGGAAGAGAAAUGUGAAACCAGGACAUGUGCAGUACAGGUGCACAUUAAUAAGUUUCUUGAACACAAUUAAAGAUAACAAGAAGAAUCUCAGUGCAAGAACAUUAGAUUUGCUCAGGCAGUCACCAUUUGGAAAUAUUGUCGAUGCAUUCCAUGGUGGCUACAUAGAGGAGAAGUCAGCCAAGAAAUCUGAUGAUUUCAUUACACUCCUCCUGCAGGCCUACGACCAUGAAACUGACCUCUUCUUCUUUGGAAAGAAGAAAUUCAGGAUCUCGACAAGAGAUAUUUCAAAGAUCCUAGGAAUGCCAGAAAAAGGUGACUUGGUCCCAAAGACUUCUGAGGGUGCAUAUCAGUCCGACUUUGUCCAGCAGUUUUUUUCAAACACAGCGAGAAUUAACAAGAAAGCCGUGGAGAAAGCUCUGCAAGAUGCGCUGAAAGACAAUCCAACAACAGAGGAUGGGAUUGAGAAGAAGGACAAAAAUGUGGCAAGAUUAAUCUUGCUGGACUUGUCCAUCAAGUUUCUGUUCCCAAACGCAGGAGGAACAAUUUCAUGGGACUACGUCAAAGCCUGCGAAAAUUUGGAUAAGAUCGGAUCUUAUGACUGGGCAAGGGAAGUUGGAAGCUUCUUAAAAAAGUCUAUAAAGACUUUGAAAAAGAAAAAGGAGUCAAGCAGCCCAUAUGGUAAUACGGGGGGCUGCGUUCUGAUAAUACUGUACUGGUUCUGUCAAAAGACUGGAAAAAUCAAGCCAAUAUCUGGAAGGGAGAACGAAGAUCAUGGGAUGAGAAAAUGGGACAUCCAGAAGCUGAUACAGAAUUGGACAAGUUUUAACAGCUUGAAAAAACUAGAGAAAAUCUUUGAAAACCUGAAGGAGGAUAGAGAGGAAUCAGAAUCCGAGGAAGAGGAGAAUAGAUCAGAUGAAGCAAAGACAGUUCCGGAAAGAGAGGAAAAAGGAACUGAUGAUCAGAAUUGUGAAAACAAAGAAGAUAACCUACAAGUUGAGGUGGCUGAACAAGAAACAACUUCAGAAAAAAACAAGUGGGAGAAAGAGCUUCAGAAAAAGGAGGAGGAGAUAAGAUAUAUCACUGUGGAGAAAGAUAAUUUGAAGACAAAACUGAACGAAAAGGAACAGGAACUAAGGAAAAUCACGGAGGAAAUGAUGAAUCUGGAGGAACGAAAUGCUACACUUGUGACCGACAAUUUCUGCCUUGCAUCAUCGGUGAAGGAGUUAGAGAUAAAAUUGAAGGAAUUGGAGCAAAUGUUGAGCCAAAAGACUCACACCUCAACAGCAGCUCAGCAGCACAGCUCCCCACCACCUACCUCUGCAGAAGAAAAAAAUGAAUCAAAUGGAGCUGCAUCUAAGGCUGCUGAAAACGCAGAAAAUAAAGAUCAAUCGACUGUUGAGGAAGCUCAGUCCCAUGGCAUCUGCACAGUCGAAGAAUGUGCAGCAGCAGCAGCAGCUCAAUCUCCACCUCACUGCACAGUGCAAGAAGAAACUCAAUCGACAACUCCAUCGCAAAAGAACUCACUGUUCCAGAGCCCCACAGUCUGCAUGCUCACAGUCGAAGAAAUGGAAAAACAACCUGACAUGUUUCAGAUAGUAAAAAGUCUUGUAGCUGCGCGUGGCCUUCCACUUUGUACGUUGAGCCCAGAGAAAGAGGAGAAGACACCAGAGGAGAACAAAAAAUGA